AUGCUUUUCUCAGGGCAAUGCCCUUUUUCCUCAGCCAUUUUAACUCUGGCUAUUGCGACGGGAAUCGUGGCUUUCAAUUUUGAUAGCGAAAAUUUUAUUCUAUACGAAGACGUAGUAGAGUCGAACUCGUCUCAUCCAAGCUUUUUUGGGUUUUCUUUGGCACUCUGGAGUUCGGGGACAGAAAACUCGGAUAAGUCGUGGAUCUUUAUUGGAGCGCCGAAAGCCAAUUCGCCAAAAUACCCGAAAGCAAAUGAACCCGGAACGGUCUUCAAGUGUGAAAUUGGCAAAAAAUGCACUGAAUGGAACUUCGAAUACGAAACCUGGAAAAAUUAUACACCCGGAAACGGUUCUUGGCUGGGUGGUUCAAUUGUCAUCGAAAAUCGAACAGAUGCAAACGUUCUGGUAUGUAUAUGUUAUCAGUGCGCAGCUAAAUUGGAUAAACCGACUAUAAACGAGAGUGUGAUGAAUCUUGGCACGUCGAUAUACGUUUCGGAAGGAUUCGGAUUUUCUGUUCAUUUUUCCGACGAUUCGGGGAGAAAAAAUUACACCAUCGGUAGCCCAGGAUUCAAUAUUGGAAAAGGAAGACUGACAAUAAUGGAUGACCAGUUUCACAGACCAACAUCCAUCGUCAAAUUCAAAUAUCCGUUGGAACAGUAUUCAUAUCUUGGUUACGCAGUAACGACGGGUGACUAUUUUCAGCAGGGAGUUCGCAUUUAUGCAACUGGUGCUCCAAGGAGCCAGUAUCUUGAUGGUUCAGUUUUACUGAUUGACAGGAGGUUCAGGGAUGCUGUCGUUGGAGAACAGGCUGGGGAAUAUUACGGAUACGCUUUGGCGUCCUGUGACGUCAACGGGGAUGGAAGAGACGAGCUGCUCGUCGGCGCACCACAAUGGACCAGAGACGUGGACGAAGGAAGAGUUUACGUUCUUACGGGAAGCCCGGAUAGAACACUUAUGGUUUUGAAGCGUUUAGAAGGAAAGACGCCACGCGGAAGAUUCGGCUCGACAAUCACCUGCCUUGGAGACGUCGACUUCGACGGAUACGAAGACGUCGCCAUUGGCGCUCCGUACGCCGGAAAUGGGAAGGUUUUCGUAUACCGUGGAAGCAGGACAGGACUGUCGAGCGAAUAUAGUCAAAAAAUCUCAGCCCCCGAAAACACCAAAGGAUUUGGGAUUUCGAUUUCCGAACCAAGAGAUGUCGACCACAACGGAUAUGCCGACAUUGCGGUUGGCGCUUAUUUGUCUGGACACGUAGCUUUGAUCCGAUCGAAACGCGUUGUUACUACGAAAGUUACCCUGGCGAGCGACACGAGACAAAUAACGCUUCAAUCGAAUCCCUCCAACUUUACAAUAGAAGUUUGUUCCUCUUACGAGGGAAAAUAUGUGGAAACAAAACUGAGUGUGCAGACCGAAUUGACGGUUGACGAAGUUUAUCGAAGAGCAAAAGUUGUGACUGUUACGGAAAAUAAACCAAGACAUAUUUUCGUUCAUACGCUUCGAAAUUCAAUACAAAACUGUACAACAUUUUUAAUCAAUGUGACGAAGUAUGACAAUAGUCAUCAGGCCAUAAAACUCUCUGUGACCCAGACUUUUAACGAAAAUACUAAAAGCGGGAUCCUGCGGAUUGGAAAGCACGGGAUACUUGGCGAAGAUCUUUUCUGUCGCGAUUGCGUCGUAACCGAUCCCCUUCGCUCGACAUUCCGAGCAGACUAUGAUGUAACAUUGGCAGCUAAGUGCGGCCGUGAUGGCCAUACUUGCCGAUCGAAGUUGGGAAUUGGUCUGAAAACCGUUGACCAGUUUGUAAUUGGUUCUCCGUCAGCCUUGACGUUGAAUGUCGACGUGAACAACAUCGGCGAGCCAGCAUAUCACGCGAAGGCAAUGAUCCGGAUUCCAAUUUCAAUAACUGUCGUUGACAGUACCGGAUGUACUUAUAGAACGGCGACGGAUAAUUUCACGGAAAUUACGUGUCAAAUUGCAAAUCCCUUGGGAACCAACGCAAUGGAAACUAGAAGUAUAUACUUGGAUCUGUCGAGAAUUCCACGGGAUACGGAAAGUCUUAACUUCACGGCAGAAGCAACAACUGAGAGCGACGAUAUUUCGGGGGGAGCUAAUGCAACUCAUUCGAUCGAGUGUAAAGUAGAAAUUGAUGUCGGCAUUUCGCGAAAAAGUACGAUGGACACGAUUGGGUUUGCUCGGACAGACCGAGUAAAGAAUUUACCAAACAGAUCGUUUGAACACACUUAUCUGGUGAGGAACUACGGACGGACAGUAAUUACGAAAAUCGUACUCGCCGUAUCUGUUCCGACGCAUUGGAUACAUGAUGACGAGAAAAUUGAAGUCGUUAGAAUCAGCGAAGUACAUGGUAAACUGGACAGAAAUCAACUGAUUUGUGAGAAUGCGACAGAAAACGAAGCCACAACACCCGCCUCAUCCAGCGUCGACGCAACGACGAUAACUGAGUGGCUGAAUGAAGAAUCUCCUUCAACGACCACCAAGUUUUCAGUUAUCGAGGGCAAAGUGUUCAGCAGUUACCCCGAUAACAGGACGAUAUACGUCAAUUCGACGAAUCCUUCGUUCAAGUCGACAACAAUAAACUGCGAGUUGGCGCCAUUCCAAAGCACACAAUCGGUAGCCGAAGUUACUUUCUCGUUCGAGUUAAUGCUUUCCAAGUUUCCGCCCGAAGUCAUCCAAGCGAAAGACAUAAUAUUCUUCGUAACGAAUGGCAGUAUCGCGAUUUCAUCGCCCAACGUCAUCGAUCGUCAAACUACUAACAAUGCAUCCGACGCAAUGAUGAUUGGAACAGUGUUGACUGGAACCCAAAUUGAACAUCAUGUAGCUCUAUGGAUCUUAGCCUUGGCAGUUUUUUUGGCUCUGUUACUUCUGAUCUUGAUCAUAUUUGGACUCUUCAAAUUCGGCUUCUUCAAGAGAAGCAAGAAGAUGGAACUUAAAGCGCUAUUACAGGAACAAACCGAUGCCGGUGAAGUAGGGGCUACAAAAAAACGGUGCUCUCUGGUUGACAUGAUUCCAACCCUUGUAGUGAUCUAA
This is a messenger RNA of Diprion similis, 3042 nucleotides long. Its product is annotated as integrin alpha-PS5-like. Gene Ontology annotation, cellular component: integrin complex; external side of plasma membrane. Bases 1 to 3042 code for a protein of 1013 amino acids. Gene Ontology annotation, biological process: integrin-mediated signaling pathway; cell-cell adhesion; cell adhesion mediated by integrin. Gene Ontology annotation, molecular function: integrin binding. The transcript is spliced from 10 exons. The record is from RefSeq and is a predicted model, not a curated record. NCBI's taxonomy places the organism in Eukaryota, Metazoa, Arthropoda, Insecta, Hymenoptera, Diprionidae.